Messenger RNA from Polyodon spathula (Mississippi paddlefish), 3213 nucleotides. Its product is annotated as IQ motif and SEC7 domain-containing protein 2-like. Gene Ontology annotation, molecular function: guanyl-nucleotide exchange factor activity; protein binding. The record is from RefSeq and is a predicted model, not a curated record. Gene Ontology annotation, biological process: actin cytoskeleton organization; regulation of ARF protein signal transduction. The coding region runs from base 4 to 3213 and encodes 1069 amino acids. NCBI's taxonomy places the organism in Eukaryota, Metazoa, Chordata, Actinopteri, Acipenseriformes, Polyodontidae. The transcript has 12 exons.
GAGAUGCUGGAGCGCAAGUAUGGCGGGUACUUCCUGAGCCGGCGGGCGGCGCGCACAAUCCAGACGGCAUUCAGGCAGUACCGCAUGAACAAGAACUUCCAGCGCCUGCGCAGCUCCGCCUCCGAGAGCCGCAUGUCACGACGCAUCAUCCUGUCAAACAUGCGGCUGCAGUACUCCUUCGAGGGGCAAGGGCAGGGGCAGGGGCAAUACCCCUCCAGCAACCUCUCUGCAGCGGGAGCGGGGGACUUGCAGCACCGUGACAGCCCUGCGGGGGGCGCCGAGUACAGGAACGACAUGUCUGAGCUGGAGGACAGCUUCUCCAAGCAGGUGAAGUCCCUGGCAGACUCCAUUGACGACGCACUCACCUGCCACCCCUCUCACACAGACCCCCGAGAGGCGGGGGGAGGAGAGGGGGAAGGAUUCGGAGAGGAGGAGGAGGAAGAAGAGGAGGAAGAAGAGGAAGGAGGGGGAGGGGAACGGGUCUGGGGGGGGAACCCGACCUCCCGGAGCAGGCAGCAGCAGCAGCAACAGCACGAGGACAGCACUGCCACCUCGUUCAGCGACGUGACUCUGUACAUGGAGGAUGGGCUGCCCUCCUCCCCCCUCUCCCUGGACCGGGCCCCCAGCAGCACAGACACCGAGUACUGGGGGCCGGGGGGCGGAGGAGGAGGGGGGGGGUGCAGGGAGGACAGCCGGGAGACGGAGGGCAGCCGCAGGAGCACGCCCUGUACAGAGUGCCGGGAUUACAGGCUCCGAGGGGCGCACCUGCCCCUCCUCACCAUCGAACCCCCCAGCGACAGCUCCGUGGACAUGAGCGACCGCUCCGACCGGGGCUCCCUGAGCCGCCAGCUGGGCUAUGAGCCGGAGGCGGCUGGGUCAGGGUCCCCGCAGGGCACCCUGAAACACAGGCAGGGCCCGCAGGGGCAAGCCAGGGCCAGCGGGGGGAGGUCUCACCACCCUAACCACUCCUACCACUCUCACCAGCACCAGUACCCCGACCCCCCGGCCAGCCUGCCCGGGCUGCCAACUCUCCCAGCGAUGCCGGUGCUUCCCCCCUCUGGGGGGGGCGGGCCUAACAACGGGGGGGGCGGGCCGGCUCUGAACAACGUGAGCAACGUGACGGUCACCAGCAGCGAGGCCUGCUGCUCCGAUGGAGAUAACGACUCUCUGAACAGCACCACCAACUCCAACGAGACCAUCAACUGCAGCUCGGGCUCCUCGUCCCGGGACAGCCUGCGCGAGCCCCUGCCCCCCCUGGGCAAGCAGACCUACCAGCGGGAGAGCCGGCACAGCUGGGACUCGCCAGCAUUCAACAACGAUGUGGUGCAGAGGAGGCAGUACAGGAUCGGGCUGAACCUCUUCAACAAGAAGCCUGAGAAGGGGAUCCAGUACCUGAUCGAGCGUGGUUUCGUGUCGGACACGCCCGUGGGAAUCGCUCACUUCAUCCUGGAGAGGAAGGGGCUGAGCAGGCAGAUGAUAGGAGAGUUCCUGGGGAACCGGCAGAAACAAUUCAACAAGGACGUGCUAGAGCUAUACUGUGUGUAUGUGUGUGACCCUGUGGAUUGUAUUGUGUGUUCUCUCCUCAGUCAGCGAUACUGUGUGUGUAACCCCGCGCUCAUCAGGCAGUUCCAGAACCCCGACACGAUCUUCAUCCUGGCCUUCGCCAUCAUCCUCCUCAACACUGACAUGUACAGCCCGAGCGUCAAGGCUGAGAGGAAGAUGAAACUCGACGACUUCAUCAAGAACCUCCGAGGGGUUGACAAUGGUCAGGAUAUUCCUCGUGAUCUCCUGCUGGGUAUUUACCAGCGCAUUCAGAAGUGGGAGCUUCGCACCAACGAUGACCACGUGUCUCAAGUGCAGGCGGUAGAGAGAGUCAUCGUGGGAAAGAAACCGGUCCUGUCUCUCCCUCACCGUCGCCUGGUGUGCUGCUGUCAGCUGUACGAGGUGCCCGACCCCAACCGACCCCAGAGGACAGGGGUGCACCAGAGAGAGGUGUUCCUGUUCAACGACCUGCUCGUGGUGACGAAGAUCUUCCAGAAGAAGAAGACCUCGGUGACCUACAGCUUCCGACAAUCUUUCCCAUUGGUGGAGAUGCAGAUCCACCUGUUCCAAAACUCCUACUAUGCUCACGGUAUCAGGCUCACCUCCUCCAUCCCCGGGGGGGAGAGGAAGGUCCUGAUCAUCUUCAACGCUCCCAGCCAGCAGGACCGCACCCGCUUCACCAGCGACCUGAGAGAGAGCGCGGCAGAGGUGCAGGAGAUGGAGAAGUACAGAGUGGAGUCUGAGCUGGAGAAGCAGAAGGGAGUGAUGCGUCCCAGCCUCACGGGGGCGGGUCCCACACUGGGGGGCGGGGUUAAGAACAACGAGGCAGUGAACGGAACCCUGAGCCGGCCCAGUCUGGACGACAACUACACCACGGGGGAGGGACUUAAGCGCACUGCGCUCAGCUCAUCACUCAGGGACCUAUCAGAGACAGGCAAGCGAGGCCGCAGGAACAGCGUGGGAUCACUGGACAGCACCAUGGAAGGCUCCAUUAUUAGCAGCCCUCACCCUCAUCACCAGCGUUUCCUGCCUCCCCAACACCCUCCCCCGGGCCCCCCAGGGAGCUGCUUCUCUCCCCCUGAUGAGUACCGCUUGCACCGGCCCCUCCCGGCGGGAUUACCCAGCAGCGGCACCUCCAGCGCGGGGAUCAGCAGUGCGCCCAGCCCCGGUACCAACAACACCUCCGGCUCCUUCCUGGGCUCCCUGUUCGGAAACAAGCGCUCCAAACCGCCCCCCCUCAUCCCCGCCCUGGGAGAAUGGGCCGGGGGCAUGGGGGGGGGUGCCCCCCCCCCCGGGGGGGGGAGUGUCGGGGAGGAGGGUCCCGAGCACGCUUCCGCCCGUCAGCUUCUAGGUCCGGCACGUACGAAGAUCCAUGCAGUGCAUGCAGAGCGACCGUGUCCCAGACCGUCCCACUGGCACUCGGUCGGCGGAGGGGGUGAUGGUGGUAGUGGUAUCUAUGGUGCUACCACCAUCACCAUACCUGGCCACGGCAGGGGGGAGGAGGGACCGGAGGUCUCCCCGAGAGACAGUUCGCACCCGGGGCUCCGUCCGAGAGUCGGCCCGGAGUGGCUCUCGUAUGGGCCUAGGUCCCGGGCGAUGCGGUUGGAGAGGCGGGCUACGCCAACCUCUCCCCGGUCCGUGGGUGGACACGGGGGAGGGGGAGCCCCCUGA